CUGUCUCUGACAUUAGACUGAGUCACACAGAGACUCCAGCUGUGCAGCGAACAGACAGGAACCUACAACUGAGAUAACAGCAGACUUUACAACAGUAGAAGAUACAACAGUAGAAGAUACAACAGUGGAAGAUACAACAGUAGAAGUUACAACAGUAGAAGUUACAACAGUAGAAGAUACAACAGUAGAAGAUACAACAGUAGAAGUUACAACAGUAGAAGAUACAACAGUGGAAGAUACAACAGUAGAAGUUACGAUUUGAAAACAAAGAACCUAAACAAUUAAAGACCAUGGAUAUUGAUGAUCAUAUAUAUGGAAACGAAAGACCCAUCAUGCCCUGCAAGAAGGAUGGAGUUGGUGAUCAACAUUCAGUGUGGAAGAGACGUUUCCUAGCUGCUGCAGUGUGUCUGGGGCUGCUGUGUGUUCUCCUACUGGCUGGGAUCAUAGGCCUGUUUCUCUACCAGAGAAACCUAUUGAACAGUUACAACAACCUGACUGCAGAGAGAGACCAGCUACAGACCAGUUAUAACACCCUGACCAAAGAGAGAGACCAGCUACAGACCAGUUAUAGUUCCCUGUCUAAAGAGAGAGAACAGCUACAGACCAGUUAUAACAACCUGACCAAAGAGAGAGACCAGCUACAGACCUGUAAUAAAUAUGGCACAUGUCCCCAAGACUGGAUAAGGUCUUGCUGCAGUUGUUACUACAUCUCCACUGAUGAGAAAACGUGGGACGGGAGCAGAAAGGACUGUCAGGUGAGAGGAGCAAACCUGGUGAUCAUCAACAGCAGAGAGGAACAGGCUUUAAUCAAAGCGUUCAACAAAAAAGCCUGGUUUGGUCUGACGGACAUAGAAGUUGAGGGAACCUGGAGAUGGGUGGACGGCACACCACUGACCACAAGUUACUGGAACAAAGGGGAGCCAAAUGAUUUGCAGGGAGAAGACUGCGCUUUGGUUGAUAACACUCAAAAGGACCCAGUAGUGGCUUGGAAUGAUGUGCCAUGUAACCUCAAAAAUGGUUGGAUCUGUGAAAGGCAGCUGUGUUAAGUCUAUCAAUAACAGGUUUAGGUUG
Oncorhynchus tshawytscha (Chinook salmon) is the source of this 1071-nucleotide messenger RNA. RefSeq names its product CD209 antigen-like protein C. NCBI's taxonomy places the organism in Eukaryota, Metazoa, Chordata, Actinopteri, Salmoniformes, Salmonidae. The transcript has 3 exons. The record is from RefSeq and is a predicted model, not a curated record. The coding region runs from base 291 to 1046 and encodes 251 amino acids.